This is a messenger RNA of Tilletiopsis washingtonensis, 3154 nucleotides long. Its product is annotated as alpha/beta-hydrolase. The record is from RefSeq and is a predicted model, not a curated record. The transcript is spliced from 8 exons. The coding region runs from base 256 to 3012 and encodes 918 amino acids. Gene Ontology annotation, molecular function: hydrolase activity. NCBI's taxonomy places the organism in Eukaryota, Fungi, Basidiomycota, Exobasidiomycetes, Entylomatales.
CUCGCCUGACUUUUGUGCCGGCGGAGCAGCGCUCCUGAGGCGCCCUCGCUGCCUGGCCUCGCCCUCGUGACUGCCUCGCCGCUUCUCUCCAGACCACAUCACCACCACCCGGGCAUCGCUGCGCGACCACCUCGGACACCUCACGACGCUUCACAUCUCUACUACAGGCCGCCUCUGCGUGCCGCCGGACCCCAGGGCACCUCCCGCUGCACCCGUGCCUGCCGCCCGGCGCUCCCGCGCACGCACGCCGCCGCCAUGACCCUCACGACGCUCGGCAUCGCCGCGCACGUCACGCCCACCGUCAUCAAGACGUUCUUCCGCCACUUCUACACGCAGGCCAAAAAGGGCCCCGAGGACCGCCGCACCGAGGCGACCGACGAGUUCCUCUUCCACCAGGCCUUUGUCCUCGUCAAGCGCUUCAUCGAGUUUGCCACGCACGACAGCGUCGAGUCGCUGCAGACGUUCACCAACACCUACGUGCCGCUGCCGCCGUGGGCCACGUCGGUGCCCGUGCUCAUCCCGCUCUCGUCGUGCAACGAGGCGGCGAAGGUGCUCAUCGACUACUUUGGCCCCGAGGACCUCAAGAACGUCGUCGGCGGCGAGCGCUGGUGGCAGAUCCGCGGCCUCAGCGGCGUCGAGGGCGAGUGGAUCGCGCAGACGGCCGAGUGGCGCGAUGCUACGCGCAUCGAAAAGUUCUUCCUCUUCUUCCAGCUCACCGCCAUGGCGCUGUGGGCCACGCUGCUGGGCCGCAAGAGCGCAAAGAAGCCCAGCCCGCCCAUCUCGCCCGAGACGGACGGCGAGGCGUCGGAGCUGGAGUCGACUGCGUCCUCGUCGGACGAUGGGCACGGGAACGACGUGCCGCCGGAGGAGCUCGACCGGCUAGAGCGAGUCAUGCUCUACAUCCACGGCGGCGGCUACUACUUUGGCUCGGUCAACACACAUCGCUUCAUGCUCAUCCGCUUCGCCCGCAAGUUUGGCGGCCGCGUCUUUGCUGUCAACUACCGCAAGGCGCCCGGCUACCCGUGGCCCUGCCCGCUGCAGGACGCUCUCGCUGCAUACCUCUACCUCACCCAGCCCCCGCCGGACGCGACGCACAAGGCUGUCGACCCGCGCAAGCUCGUCAUUGCCGGCGACAGCGCGGGCGGCGGCCUUUCGCUUGCACUGCUCGCGACGCUGCGUGAUAUGAACCUGCCGAUGCCAGCUGGUGCAGUGCUCAUCUCGCCCUGGUGCGACAUGACGCACAGCUUCGAGUCGAUUCUGCAGAACACCGAGACCGACAUCAUGCCCAAAUUUGGCCUCAUCCACAAGCCGUCGACGCUCUGGCCGGUGCCCGCUGUGGCCUCGCUGGAGGAGGACGAGAGCUCGGCCGCGCAGAGCCGCGCAGACUCGCCGCAGCUGGGUGUGCCGUCUGGCGUGAACAAGCACAACGGCCGCUCGAGCGGCGGCGAUGCUGCGAGCACUGGGAGGCGGAGCACCGCGUCGCGCCAGCCCAGCUCUGCUGCGCAAAGCCACCGCGAGGCGCACCAGAGCGGCGCUGGCGAUGCUUCGGGCGUGCCCGCCGCGCCCAAGUCGCUGGCUGCCAAGCCGCUGCUCGUGCCAGUCAAGGGCGGCGAGGAGGGCGAGGUGGUGGAGCUGCGUGCGCAGAUCCAGCUCUACGCCACCAACGAGCAGCUGUAUCACCCGCUCUGCUCGCCCGUGCUGCAGGGCUCGCUCGGCGGUCUGCCGCCGCUGUACAUCCUCUGCGGCGACAGCGAGGUGCUGCGCGACGAGGUCAUCUACCUGGCACACCGCGCCGCCGAGCCGGCGCGCUAUCCGCUCAGUGAGCAACUGCUGGCCGGCAACGCACGCGCCCGCGAAAACGCAGAGCGCUUCAACCACGUUCCGACGAAGGUGCACCUGCAGGUGUACGACGAGCAGUGCCAUGUCUUCACGCUCUUCGCAUUCACGACCUCGGCGCUGUACGCAUACCGCGGUGUGGCGUCCUUUGUCAAGCACGUGACGGGCGCUGCGACGAGCACGAUCGAUGCUCCUACCUCCGCAACGAGCGCGCAGACCAACGGCGCCCCCAAGCAGAAUGGCGCGGCAGCGAACGGCGAUGGGCACCGCGCGUCCACGACGAGCGCCACGAACAGCCUGCAGCCCACGACCGACUCGCCGCUCACGAUGGAGCCCAACGGCUUCUCGGACUCGCCCAUGUCUAACUCACACGACUCGGCUGCGCCCAAGGAUGCGCCGAAGUCGAACGGCCUCAGCGCCAUGCGCGCCGUCGACGGCCCGCGGCACGGCCAGGAGCUGCGUGACAAGAAGCGCCUCAACGCUACGUCCGGCAGCUCCAACACGUACGACGGCAACCUGCCGGUGCGCCGGCCGUCGUCGCAGCUCAUCCGCGAGCGCAUCUGCAUCCGCGGCAACGUGCGGCCACUCGAGCCCGAGGAGCUGCUGCAGGCGCUGCGCAUGGCGCGCGACGAGAUCGGCGUGAUCAAGGAGGGGCCAGUGCGGCGCUACCUUGACGGGCAGAAGGCUUGGGACGACAAGUUCGCCAAGGAGGCGAAGCGCGUCGAGAAGCGGCGAGCGCGCAACGAGGCCAAGGCUCACGAGAUGCUGAAGCGGGCCGCCAAGAUGGGCCUGCUCGAGCCCAAGUACCGGCCACGCCGCGAGUCGCACCCGACCGAGGCGACGUCACAGUGGACGGACCUGGCGCGCUUCGGCCCGCUCGACAUCCUCAACGAGACGCCGCCGCCGAGCGCCAUCGUCGGGCGGCGCGACACGGCCGACGCGCUGAGCCUGCUGCAAAUGUCGCUGCGCAUGCGCGAGCUCGAGAGCGGCGUGCAGAAGCAGCGCCGCUCGCGCCUCAACUUCCGCAGGGCGCCGCACCAGAGCGCCGCCGAGCGGCAGGUGCGCGACGACGACGCCUCUCAUGGUCUCAAUCUCUGGUCUCACCUGCUCGAGGGCUCCGCCGGCAUCGGCUCGACAAAGCCCAGCGAAGGUGGCGCAGCCGGCUCGCGGGCAUGAUCGACCGUGCCGCCAGCCUAGACGUGCCUAGACGUGCUGUUCCGCCUCCUCAUUGUGCCCUCCCCAUUACGCCUCCUCAUCGUGACCCCCUUGGAUCCCACAUACAGCUCGCGGAUGCAAAUAUACCACCCAUUGACACGAG